This is a messenger RNA of Coccinella septempunctata (seven-spotted ladybird), 3383 nucleotides long. RefSeq names its product kinesin-like protein KIF3A (gene Klp64D). Gene Ontology annotation, molecular function: microtubule motor activity; ATP binding; microtubule binding. The coding region runs from base 130 to 1986 and encodes 618 amino acids. Gene Ontology annotation, biological process: microtubule-based movement. Lineage: Eukaryota; Metazoa; Arthropoda; Insecta; Coleoptera; Coccinellidae. The transcript is spliced from 3 exons. The record is from RefSeq and is a predicted model, not a curated record.
GUCAAACAACCUGCAAAAAUUUCCCAUUGGCAUUUAGCCAGCGGUGAUUCAUAACAACACCUGCAAUACAACAAAAUGUAAUAUCGAUUUCUAAAUUGUUGCAGUGAUAAUACCACAAACUCAUAAACCAUGACCGAUCCGAAAACGGAAAUCGAAAACGUCCGCGUUUUUAUCAGGGUGCGUCCCCUGAGUAAGAAGGAAAAAAGUGACGAUCAUCAGAACAUAGUGCUAGUCGAUACCUCGGAAAAUUUGAUAGUCCUCAACAAAGAUGGAAAUGGGGAGAAGAGAAAGCCUUACAAGUUCGACCAGAUAUUCGCCGAAGACUCGACUCAGCUCGAUUUGUACAGGGUUAUCGCUGCACCAAUUGUGGAGAAAGUAUUGCAAGGUUACAAUGGAACAAUAUUUGCCUAUGGACAAACGGGCACCGGUAAGACUUACACUAUGGCUGGAAACAUGUCGAACACAGAGUCCAAAGGAAUAAUACCCAACGCCUUCUCACAUAUAUUCACCCAAAUAUCCAGAUCGAGCGAAGAGAAAUCCUUUGUUGUUACUGUAACUUACCUUGAAAUAUACAAUGAAGAAGUACGCGACCUCUUGUCGUCAAAUCCAAAUAAAAAGCUUGCCAUUCGAGAAAGGACAGAUGUAGGUGUUUACGUCAAGGACCUUAUGGGUUUUACGGUGGAUUCCGUAGAUUCCAUAACGGAACUGUUGAAUAGAGGAAACAAAAAUCGAGUGACCAGAUCGACACUAAUGAAUGAUGUCAGUAGCAGAUCACAUGCGAUUUUUACCAUAACUAUUGAGUCAAGAAAUAAUACUGAUAACAAAACGACAGUUGGAAAAUUAAAUUUGGUCGAUUUGGCUGGGUCUGAAAGAGCGAGCAGGACUCAAGCUACUGGGGAGAGGUUGAGGGAAGCUAGUAACAUCAAUUUAUCCCUUUCUGUGCUUGGAAACGUUAUUUCAGCAUUGGUCGAUGGAAAAAGCACUCACAUUCCUUACAGAAACUCUAAACUGACACGCCUCCUUCAAGAUUCUCUUGGAGGUAAUUCAAAGACUGCUAUGAUAGCCAUGAUAAGUCCUUGCGAUUUGGAUUUCGAGGAAAGCACUUGUACUCUUCGGUACGCAGCUAGGGUGAAGCAGAUUCAGAAUCAUGCCUAUAUUAAUGUGGAACAGAGAGGGCUCAUUGAAGGCUUCGAGCAAGAAAUUGCGGAUUUGCAGCAAAAAAUCAUGGAGCUUUCCACCCAAGAUAUCCAGCCAACUAGAAAAAGACGUGAAAAGUCCGCCAUCGAAGCGAGAAACGAAGAAUCACAGAAAUGGAAGGCCGAAUUGGAGAAAACGGAGAAAGAAAAGUCUGAGCUCGAACAGAAAAUAUCGAUGAUUCAAAAGAAGAUUCUUGUUGGCGGUAUAAACCUCUUGGAAAAGGCCCAAGAGCAAGAGUUUGAACUCAAGAGCACAGAUGCAGUCUUGGAAAGUCUAGAUAAGAGUCACCAGGAACUUCAGGAGAAAUUGGAGAAAACUGGCGCCGAAAAGAUCGAUUUCAAAGAGAAAUACGCUACUUUGCAGGAGGAAGAAGCUGCUUUAACCAAAAAAAUCAAGAAGAUACAAGCCCUACUGAAUGAAUUCAAGGAAGAGUACAAAGAUAAGGAGCACGAGUAUCAGAGGGAAAUGGAAGCUUUACUUGACAAUAACCGCCUCUUGAUGAGAGAGACUCAACUUGCCGCCUUGAUAAUUGACAGUUACAUUCCAAUCGAGUACACUCAGAAAAUCGAGCAAAACUUGAUAUGGAACAUGGAAAGUCAAGAGUUCCAGAUGAAGGGUGUCGCUUACACUGGAAACAACAUGAGGAAACACAAAAUCCACAGCACGGAGUUCGAUGUGGCGUACAGGCACGAGUUGAAGCCCGUCUACCAUAAAUACGCGGAGAAAAGGAGAGAAAAGAGAAUAUUAGAAAAGAAGACUUAUUCGGCAUUGCAGAAGUACGGAAAGUGAAUUGAGGUUAAGGUACGAGUCGGGAGGAAUUAAGGUUAGGGUGGUGGUGGUGGUGGUUAGUUGAAUUGGUAAAAGUAAGAAUGGAUGACGAAGGAAAUUUUUUUUGGUAUAUCAAAUUGCUUGGGUUUGUAGAUUGUCUGAAAAGGCGAUAGUUGCUCGAGAAAUGUAGGAAAUUGUGUGCUAAGUAAUUUUUUAACCCAGUUAGGUUUGAUAAACAGCGGCAUGUUUAAAACUAACAUAGAGAGCCUCCACAAGGAGACAUAGACAACUGAAAUAACCUAAUUUUUUUUUUAAGUUUCAAUACUUUGUGUUUAUUCGGUCUUAAUCUUUAUUUUUGAUGGUUUGUCAGCAUUCGAUCUUCAUUAUUGUAUUGUUUUUCAACUAUACAUUGUGAAGAUGAGAAUUUCAAGCUGACAAAACAAAUUUUGCUAAAAUCCAGUUACACUGAGCGGUAUUGAAAUUCAUAGAGUGCCUACAUCAGAUUUAGCAGCUGAUUUUUCUGUAGUUCAACAUCGUUUGAUGUUUUAAAAUCGUAAAGCUUUUGACAGCUUCAAAUUUUGACAAUAGAGCACUUAUCGAACUGUCAAAAAAGUUUGUUGCCGUUGGUUACUGUGGGGCAGGCAAAGCGUUUAGUGUGUGCCCUGGUUUGAAAUAUUUUCUUACGAUUCAACUCGAAACGGAUCAGGUUUAGGUAGGUUUUGUGCCCUCGAUGAAUAUAGUAUUUUUGGCAGCAUUUAAAGGUCGUUCCUUGCCCAGUAAAGCGUUCUAGUCACACUUUUAGUCAAGUAUUUAGGAGAAUUUCCACAUAUAUUAUUAGAGGUGAUAGUUUCAUGUUUACCAGCUUCAAAUCAACAUUUUGUUCUUCUUUUAUUUGGAUUCGGAGGACAGAAUGAUUCAUUUUGAGUGAAAUAUGAAGUUAUCGCCUGUUUUUUCGAAAAAUCUUUAUGCAUUAUUAAGAAGCUAUUAGUUGUUACUAUUAACAAGUAAUCAAAACGUAUAUGGACUUGCCCACUAAUAUUUACCAGUAUUCAAAGCGUUACGUCAUCUGACAAUACUAUAGUUUUAUUAACUCAGAGAUAGGUUUACAAUUUAUUUUUUUCAAAAGUGGUAUCAUUUUUGUGCAGUAUUCAACAUAGAUGAUGUAAGUAUCAUGUGAAAAUCUAUGUCAUUUGCUGUGAUCUCGCUUUAGGUAUUUUUUUUUGCGUCAUUUAGAUGCACUAUUUGAUAUAUUAUGAGUUGUGAGCACUUUGUCAAAGACGCAAAGUGUUGUGAUUAAUUUAUAUUAUUUUUGCGAUAAUUUAUUAUACAUAGUUUUUUUCGCAUGUUAUUGAUGUUUAAUAUAUAUAUUUUGAAGGUAUUUUUGUGACGUUCCAACACAAUAAACACAUGAGAAUCAA